This is a messenger RNA of Oncorhynchus nerka (sockeye salmon), 1107 nucleotides long. Its product is annotated as olfactory receptor 1D2-like. NCBI's taxonomy places the organism in Eukaryota, Metazoa, Chordata, Actinopteri, Salmoniformes, Salmonidae. The record is from RefSeq and is a predicted model, not a curated record. Gene Ontology annotation, molecular function: olfactory receptor activity; odorant binding; G protein-coupled receptor activity. Gene Ontology annotation, biological process: detection of chemical stimulus involved in sensory perception of smell; G protein-coupled receptor signaling pathway. Gene Ontology annotation, cellular component: membrane. The transcript is spliced from 3 exons. Bases 223 to 1107 code for a protein of 294 amino acids.
UUCAUGGAUACAAGUUUUUUUUAUUUCUUUCACACCUCAGAAGUCUGAUAAUGUACAGCUAGUAUUGGGAACUUUUUUGUCGAGAAUUAAGAUUUAGAGGAAGGAUGUGAAUUAGUUUUGUUAAGUGAUUCGCACUUGAAUUUGUUCACCUCCAAACACACUGAAGCCUUGUAAGGACUAAGAAUUUUUGCAUUGUGCAGAGGAAGAAAAUUAACAAAAGCUAUGGAGAACUCAACACAAGUAAAGUUAUUUUAUCUCUUUGGCUUACAAGAGACAUUUAACAACAAAUCUAUUUAUUUUUUCUUGUCUCUUGUCACAUACCUUCUCAUCAUCACUGUGAAUCUGACUAUGAUCAUAACAAUCAUUCAGGAGAAAGGUCUCCAUGAGCCCAUGUAUAUCUUUCUGUGUAGUUUAUGUGUCAAUGGAUUGUAUGGAACUGCUGGUUUCUACCCCAAGUUGUUACUGGACCUUCAGUCAGAUGUUCAGGUGAUAUCUUAUGGUGGAUGUUUGACUCAAACCUAUGUCAUAUACACAUCUGUCCUGUGUGAAAUGUCUACUCUGACAGUGAUGUCUUACGACAGGUAUGUGGCAAUAUGCAGACCACUACUAUAUCAUAACAUUGUGACAUCUUUAACUGUUAGAAAGUUACUAUUAUUGUCUUGGUGUUAUCCUUUAUUUAUAUCACUAAUAGCACUUAUUUUAACCGCCAGACUUCCUUUGUGUGGAUCUCGCAUUGAUAAGAUCUUCUGUGACAAUCCGUCUAUACUGAAACAUGCAUGUUUACCCAUAACCUUCAAUCAGAUUUUGAACAAAUGUAUGAUUUUGGUUCAUGUUUUACAGUUACUUUUCAUUGUAUUUUCUUACUGUCAGAUUGUAAGGACUUGUGUAAAGUCGUCUAAGGGAAGGAUUAAACAGAAAGCUUUCAGCACCUGUUCUCCUCAUCUGGCCUCGCUGCUCAACUUCUCUUUCGUCUGUUUCUUAACUCUGCUCCACAGUAGACUUGAUAGGCCUAUGAACAAUGUUCCAACGGAGGCGCUGAAGGCCUUGUCUGACAUGAAGAACGUGUUCUUGGGCAGACCGGGAAAAAACAGGAUGUCGUUAAGGUAG